Messenger RNA from Cynoglossus semilaevis (tongue sole), 16128 nucleotides. Its product is annotated as KIAA1109 ortholog. The record is from RefSeq and is a predicted model, not a curated record. Lineage: Eukaryota; Metazoa; Chordata; Actinopteri; Pleuronectiformes; Cynoglossidae. Gene Ontology annotation, biological process: synaptic vesicle endocytosis.
CGUUUCAACAGAACCGGAAGAGUUAUUGAGGGGUCGACUGACAGGUAAAUACUUGGCGGAGGAUGCUAACUGAGCCUCUGUGUGACAACGCCAUAAAACUGCAGCUCCUGGAUACCUGGAGUAAAGAUGAAACUACGCGCAGUAUCGUGGACAUUGAGACAACAGACUGAACGGCUGUAGCCAUGGAGGGGCACGUGGCCAAGAACAAUGAGAGCACCUUCCCCACUUUAGGGGAUCUGGACGACUUUCUAACCAAACACAACUCCAACUUCAUCUGGCUGCUGGCCGCCACCAUUCUGUCCUGUGGAUGGAUCAUCUAUUUAACUUAUUACAACUCCCGUAACAUCGGCCUGAUCCUCACCCUCAUCAUCAACAGACUCUACAGACAUGGAUACAUCCACAUCGGUUCCUUCUCCUUCUCCGUGCUGUCAGGAAAAGUCAUGUUCAGAGACGUCUACUUCAUUAACCAGGACAUGUCCAUCAGGAUACAGGACGGUUUCCUUAUCUUUCGUUGGUGGAAAAAGUACAACCCAAAACAGAAGCAGCAUGACCCCAAGGCCGAGACCAGGCUGUAUGUGACAGUUAACGGCUUUGAGCUCCACGUCUACAACCGCACCGCCCUCUACUCCCACCUGCAGGAGACGUUUGGACUUGAACCAACACUAAUAACACCCAGGAGUGAUGAGGAAAGUGGACAAGGAGACAGGACCAAGAGGCUGGAAAGUGUCAACAUCAAGGCCGAAGGUCAAGACCCCACGUCCUCCUGGCGCUCCCUCAUCCCUGUCAUCAAAGUCAACAUCAGCACAGGUCGUUUGGCUUUUGGGAACCACCACCUCCCACAAACGCUGUGUGUCAACUUUGAGGACGCCUUCCUGACGUACGCCACCAAACCUCCGUCCAGCCACCUGGACCAGUUCAUGCACAUUGUCAAAGGGUCACUGGAAAACGUCAGAGUCAUGUUGGUCCCUAGUCCACGCUACCUGGGACUGCAGAACGAUGAACCCCCCCGACUGAUGGGAGAGGGCUUUGUGGUCCUGCAGUCCAAUGAUGUGGACAUCUAUUACUACCAGGAUGAACCAGGUCUGGUCCCUGUGGAGCAGGACAGUGUGGGGGGGGCUGAGACGUGCACUGAGGAGGACCAACUGCAGGACCUGCCCCCAUGUUGGGGCCUGGAUAUCGUCUGUGGGAAAGGAACGGACUUCAACUACGGACCGUGGGCCGAUCGACAGAGGGACUGUCUGUGGAAGUUCUUCAUUCCAGCUGACUACCAGCCCAUGACAGUGACCCAGGUCUCUCAGCCCGGGUCACCCAGACAGAUCCAGGCCUUCGAGCUCCGGAUGAACAUCAUCGCUGACGCCACCAUCGACCUGCUCUUCACCAAAAACAGAGAGACCAAUGCCAUCCAUGUGAAUGUGGGUGCAGGCUCCUACCUGGAGGUCAACAUUCCCAUGACUGUGGGGGAGAACGGCUACUCUCCGACCAUCAAAGGUCAGCUGCUGCACGUGGACGCCACCAGCAGCAUGUUGUACAGGACUCUGCUGGAAGCUGAGAUGUUGGCUUUCCAUGUGAUAGCCAGUUACCCCCGGGUGUGGAACAUGCCCCAGUCGUGGCAGUGUGAGAUCGAGGUGUACAAGGCCACGUACCACUUCAUCUACGCCCAGAAGAACUUCUUCACCGACCUGAUCCAGGACUGGGCAAGUGACAGUGCUCCAGACAUCUACUCCUUCGUGCCCUAUUCCUGGAAGUUCAAGAUCCUCUUCCACCAGUUUGAGAUGAUCUGGGCGGCGAACCAGCACAACUGGAUCGACUGUUCCACCAAGCAGCAGGAGAAUGUGUACCUGGCCGCCUGUGGUGAGACCCUCAACAUAGACUUCACUCUGCCGUUCAGUGACUUUGUUCCGUCCACCUGUCACACCCGCUUCACUCUGAAGGCGGAGGACACAGACAUGCGACUGUCUCUCCCAGAGUGCCACCCCAGUCGUUGCCCCCUCCUCACUCUUGCCAAAGACUACCAGAACAUUAAGCUGCCCCCUGACAUGUUCAUGCCGGGGGAGAGUCAGAGUGCUCCUCCCCCUCCUCCCCCUCCUCCUCCUCCUCCUCCUCCUCCUCCUCCUAAACCCAACAAGUCCUGCUGGAGGAACAUCACCAAAGCAGAAGAGGGCUGGNNNGACUGCUGGAGUGUUCCCACCUUCCGGCUGGUCAUCGACUACCCCUGGCAUCCCAUCUACCCUCAGAAGGCUGACGAGCAGCUGAAACAGUCGCUGUCUGAGAUGGAGGAGUCCAUGCUCUCAGCUUUGCGCCCCCCAGAACACUCAUCGCUCCUGCACAAUGUUCCAUCGUCUUCAGCCGCUCACAGCCCGCCCCCCACCGACCCCUCUGAGCUGCCCCCCGACAGGCUUCAUGUGGAGAUGGAGAUGUCUCCAGAUUCUCAAAUAAUCCUCUACGGUCCUCUGCUCAGAACACUCAUCUCCAUCAAGGAGAACUACUUUGGUGAGGAUGACAUGUACACCGACUUUGAGGAGGUGGCCACCAGUCCUGUGUUGUCCACCUCCUCCUCCUCCGGCCUGGGCUGGUCUCCACUGGGCAUGGAGAGCUGUGAGGGCAAGGAAACCUCAGACCUUCACCCCCUGGAUCUGCGGCCCUGGGACAUCACCGUCUUCAUCAACCUCUACAAAGUCCAUGGACGACUGCCAAUGCACUGCAGCAGUGAUGGUCCUGAAGGUCCUUCAGGUUUCCUGGAGCGGCUGUGCUUUGAGAUGAAGAAGGGACACAAGGAGACCAUGCUGCAGCUGCUCCUCUCUCCUGUUCACAUUUUUGUCAGUGACAACUACCAGCGUCCCACCGCUGACGGGGUCUUAAGAGACGGUCACCUGAGUCUGUCUGGACUCCAGAUGAGGGCCCACGCCAUGUUCUCUGCCCAGGGCCUUCCUGUGGGCACCGACACUCUGGAGUACGCCUGGCUGAUCGACAUGCAGGCUGGAGGCCUCACGGGCAGAGUCACCGUCCCACAGCUGGCCACCAUGAUAGAGUGGGGAGAAACCUUCGUCUUCCAUGUCAUGUCCCGGGAGUUCCAGCUGGAGCAGCCCAAGGCCACCGUCACCUGCCAGCAUGGGGUGGACCGCCGCACCUGUGACGCCAAGUUGACUUGCCUUCCCGGCCACUGUCGGACGUCAGAGGAGCUGAAGUACACCAUGACUCGUUUGGCCGUGGACGCCGUUGACCUCUUCAUAGUUGAGCAUGGCUGUGCUGCCAGCAUCAAAACGGGUGUCGUUCGCGUAGCCAACUGUAACCUGCACAGCCAGGCGGUGGGGGAGGGCAUCAGUGCCGUGGUGCAGGACGUGAACGUCAGACAGUACAUUGAACAGCAGCAGCACGGCGAGUCGACCAGGACGCAAAGUCAGGCUGGGGGUCAGCCCGCUCCACUGCGACGGUCCGUCUGGCUGGAAGCGGGCUCGGUCAACCUGAACCUCAUCACGGCUGAUGUCGCUCUGGCGGCCGACCAUCCGGCCAAGUGUGAAGUGCAGAGGCAUUUUCUGGAACUUCAUGACGCUCAGAGCAAGAGACUCUGGUUUCUGUGGCCAGAAGAGCCCGGCCUCCGGAACAAGCGCAGCAGGAACCGCUGUGGCUGCCUUGGAGGCUGCAGGUUCUUCGGGGGAACCAAUGUGGGUCUGGACUUCUUCAGACUAGAAGAGCUCACUCCAUCCUCCUCAUCUGCGUUCUCAUCCUCCAGCUCAGAGUCAGACAUGUGCUACGGCCAGAGCUUGUUACACCCUGGAGAGUGGAUCAUCACCAAAGAGACGCCCAAAGUGGAUGGGAGAGUUGUGGGGGUAAAAACAGAAACCCACUCGCCACGACUGCCCCCUGAGCUGCCUGAGAGGAGGGGGCAGCAACACCUUAGUCUCCAGGUGCCCCAGCGUUCUCACAGCUCUGCCUCCUCAUCAGAAGAAAACAGUUCUUCCAGUGCUGCGCUGCCCCUGCUGGCUGGAGAGAGGGACAGCCCCUCACCAAGCACCGAGGAGCGUUUGAUCCCAGUGAACAGUAAAAGUCCAGCAGACACCCUGGGGGAGGUGCCCGAACUCUCCACCAUCUCACCCAACAGCUCCCAGGACCGCUCCUCAGUGCGCUCCCCCCUCUGCUCCCCCCUGAAGCGUCAGUCCUCGGUGCACUCCAGUCGUCUGGGCAGCACCAAGAGCCUGUCAGCAGCCAUGUUCACCGAGAAGCCCCCGCCCGUGUUGUCCGGAGGCGUCCAGUUCAGCAGCGAAGUUUCCCGCAGCGAUGAGAACGUCCUGGACUCGCCGCAUCAACGCAGGAGCUACGGUUCCUUCCCCUUCACCCCCUCGGCCGACUCCAACACCUUCCAUCAGUACCGCUCCGCUGACUCCAGCAUGUCCGUGGCCGACAGCGAGGCCUACUUCUCGGCCGCCGAGGACUUUGAGCCCAUCAGUAGCGCCGAUGAGGGUCCGGGGACGUAUCCGGGCCGCAAGAAGAAGAGGCGGCAGCAGAUUCAGCAACCUCAGCAGCUGCCGUACCACAUGGAGAACUACAGCCGCAGCUCCAUCUACCACAGCGUGGAGGGUCCACUCACCUACGUUCUGAAUGGAGAGUUGAUCACCGAGCCACGUCCCCUGCCGCUGCCCCCGACACUCCCCCCUCUGCCCUCACACCCUCUGCCCAGCCACACGUCACAGGCCUCCUUCGUCUCAGCCCUGGCCAUGGAGGAGGAGAGCUCCAUGGAGGUGGAGAAAACGGCCGAGCCUGGACCGGUGACACGACAGCCCCACGUCAUGGCCUGCUACCACAACUAUCUGGCUCAGUACCAGGUCUCUAAUUGGUCCGUUAAGCAGCCCACCAAUAAGAGGACUUCUAAGUCUUCUCUUCACCGCCCCUUAGACCUGGACACGCCCACCAGUGAGGAGAGCUCUGCUUCCUUUGACCAGCUGUCUGUGCCCAGUUUUAAGGUCAUAAAGCCAGGCCUUUCAGCCAGUUCUCUAUUGGACAGAGGGGGUCAGCUGAUGGGAGACACUCACAGCGCUCCAUACACUCCCCUGGACAAGAGAGCCAUGGACAACACGGAUGAGGACACGACCACAGACGACUGGAGCCUGGAGCAGCCGUUAGCUCAGACCAGAACCACCGCCAUAGUGGAAGUCAAGGGUGCCAUCAACGUGGUGCUCACCCCCCUGGUGGCCGAAUCCCUGGACAGGUACAUUGAGUCCAUGGUCCAUUUUGCAAGUGUUCGACAUCCAGCAACAAUUCUGGACGAUCUUCACGGAAAAGUCCUGAACGAAGCCUAUCAGAUCAGCAAGUCCACUGUUGCAGAAUCUAGCCAAACAGGAAAACAAGACCACAAGCUGUCCAGGACUGAGGGCACGACCCCCGGCUCCAUCAGCAUCUCCCAGGGACACACUGACCCGUCUGUCAAACCAGAUAAUGUGAAGAUCAAGGGCCUUCAGGCCAACGUGUCCAUCCCCAAGGUCAACCUCUGCCUCCUCCAGGCCUCGGUGGAGGAGGGCUCUCCGUCCUCCUCCACCAAGUGUGUCACACAUGUGUCACUGGUGGCGCUGUGCUUUGACAGGAUCGCUACCCAGUUCAGGAUGAACAGGGGCAUCGUAGAAGAGAACCCAAAUACGACAGAACAUGGCCGACCCUCUGCCAUGCUGGAGAAAUACGCCUCGGCCACUAAGAUGCAGCCUCAGUCCUCGGGCUCGCUGCGUUCCAACGCCGGCAUCGAGAAAGGCAAAGAGAUCGCAGCCAGGCUCAACGUUCACCGCAUCCACAGUCAGCUCCGAGGACUGGACUCCACAGACAUCGGUACCUGUGCCAUCACAGCCAUUCCCUCUGAGAAGUCCAAGGUUCUGUUUGGUCUGGAGGAAAUGGACGAGUUUUCAAUGGUGGAUGAGACCGACACACAGACCACCUCAGAAGACCUCAGCCGCUCCACCAUGGUUCUAGAGAAGUGGGGCUGGAUCAUGUUUGAAUGUGGCAUCGAGAACCUGACAGUGAAAGGGGGGCGCCAGUCAGGAGCCGUCCUCUACAAUGCGUUUGGGUUGAUGGGACACUCGGACACCGGGGCGAAGACGGGGACGUGCAAGUCCAACGGUUCAACAGGCUCCCAGACAGGAAGUGGUUACAGCACCGACGUCUCUGAUGACAACCUGACCCAUGACCCUCUGAGCCCCGGUUCUGAUGUCAACGAACACUCGGACUCAGACGACCAGGAUGAGGGGGUGGAGUCGGACGACCUGAAGAAAGACCUCCCCCUCAUGCCCCCCCCUCCUGACUCCAGCAGCAUGAAGCUGACCAUCAGAGAGAUCUGGUUCAGUUUUGCUGCUCCCACAGUCGUGCGCUCACCUUCACAGACCAUCUCCAGACAGCUGAAUCUGCUCAGCACGGCCACACCCGCCAUAGGAGCGUGGCUGGUUCCUGUGGAUCAGCUCAAAUCUUCUCUCCGCAAGCUGGACAUGGAGGGAACGCUGCGCGUCUGUGCCGUCAUGGGCUGCAUCAUGACUGAGGCUCUGGAGAAGAAAAGCAUCCACAUCCCCAUUCGCAGCAAGUACAACCGUGUAACAAAGCGAGCGCGUUACCUGCACGAGAACCCCUCCUGUAUGCUGUGUCACAUCCUGCACCGAUACCUCCAACAGUCGGACUAUUCCGUCAUAGAGGAGGCCACCAUGAAUGAUGGCGUCCCGGCUCUGGUGACUCUGAAGAAAGGUCUGGUGGCUCUGGCCAGACAGUGGAUGAAAUUUAUCGUGGUGACUCAGGGCUUCAAGGCCAUUGGUCCAACGAGGCCCAAUCAACUGGCCAAACCCAGAGAGCCUCAGCAGAGUCUGGUAGAGACGGUCAUGGGUCUGGACAACGGGGCGGCGCUGCAGAGUGACACCAGCGCCGAUGGAGCGGAGUUUGAGUUUGAUGCAGCCACAGUGAGUGAACACACCAUGCUGCUGGAAGGAGCCUGUAGUCGUCCUCCACCUAAAGAAGCCAACACUGGUCCAGUGAGUGGAGUGGAGAUCAUGAGGAAACUGUCCAAGAGUCACGCACACAGCGAGUCUGCACUCAGGAUCAAGGGCUCCCAUCCAUACCAGUCUCUCAGCUACACCAGUGGUGACACGGCCGCCGACUCGCCCGCACACGUGAGCCGUGCAGGUCUGCCGGCCAAGGACAGCCCCAGGAAGGAGAGUCUCCUGAGCAAUCUGACGGGAAGUUUCCGCAGCCUGCACAACCUGCUGGAGGGAACGCCGCAGAGGAACGAAGCUGCGGCCACUGUUACGGCCAAGAGCGGCUCGCUCACCCGCACAGGGACGGACGUGCUGACGGAGCACCCCCUGCUGUCGGAGCCGUCCUCCGUCAGCUUUUACAACUGGAUGUCAAACGCCGUGGGCAACAGGACGGGAGGGGAGCAGCAGGAGUCUCCAGUCAACCGCUCCCAGCACAACAGUCUGCAGACUGGUGGGGCAUGUAACUUACCCACAAUUCCCUCGGCCUCUGACUUCAACACCGUGCUGUCCAGUGACCAGAACACUCUGGAUGGAACCCACUCCCAGCACAGCAGCAGCCAGGACGACGUGGCCGACAUCGAGGAGGGGAACCAGUGUCCAGCUGCUGUUCAACUGGCUGAUGCCCAGGUUGUCUUCAAGCCUCUGCUGAGCUACACAGGGAUCCAGGCCCAGGACGCCACUCCACUCAGUUACAGGAUGUAUUUUGGAGAACAUCUGUCUUUUUCUGGGAACCUGGAGUGUCUGAGAGCCGACAUCGUGGACUCGGACACUUCCAAAGAGCGCAAGAACAAAAGAUCCAAGAGACAGGGCAUGGUGCACCUCCCCCCCCUGGAGUUCAAACCAGCGCUGCUGAUCGAGACCUUCAGCCUGAACGCAGUGGUGAUGGAGAAGUCCACCAGCGCUCCGCAGGGCCCCGCCGACGUUCCGCUCUCCUUCCACGACCUCAACCGCCGACACUACAACACGUUCCACUGUGACUUCACCACGGCCUGUCAGUCCAUCAGUCAGCGCGUAGACAUGGCCUUGGUGCGCCUCAUCCACCAGUUCAGCACCAUGAUCGAUGACAUCAAGGCCACGCAGACCGACAUCAAACUCAGUCGCUACACUGCUGGCUCCGCCCCCCCCCCCCCCCCCCCCUGCCUGGAUCUGAGGUCGUCGGACUUCAGCCGCAGCUCCCGUGGCAGUCUGAAUGGGACGGUUCGCAGUGGCACCCAGACGUUAAAGAAGAGGGGUGGAGGAGGAGGAGGAGGAGGAGGAGGAGGAGGCCAGAUGCAGCCUAAUGGACCUCCAUCAGGCAUGGACACACUUGGGAGGAGAGAGCCCAGGGGACGGAGCUCCCUCGGACGUUUGGAGCGGCGUACAUCCAAGGUGUCCAGGAAGGGCUCCCGUGACGUGGCGGACCACAUGACCAUCCAGAUGGACGACUCUGACUCCAUCACGGUGUCGGAGCAGAGUGAGCCGUCAGCAGAGUGUUGGCAGAACAUGUACAAACUGCUCAACUUCUACUCCCUCAUCUCUGACCCCACGGGCAUCCUGGAGAAAAGCUCCCCAGAGAACUGUCUUUCAGAAGGCGGGCGGCCGGGGUCCGAGCCCUUCUGUAAAGUCAUCUUCGAGUAUGAGAAGGAGCAGCCGGAGCUCACCACGCCCAGCAAACCCCCGGCUGCAGGAGGAAGGAGGCGCAGUCUGGUGAGCUCGGAGCCACAGCACGUCACGCUGAUCGUGUUUGGCAUCGGAAUGGUCAAUCGGACCCACCUGGAGGCCGACAUUGGUGGACUGACCAUGGAGGCGGAGCUUAAGAAGAUUCACGGGAGUUUUACUCUGAAGGAGAAGAUGAAAGAUAUCCUGCACCAGAAGAUGACGGAGACGUGUGCGUCGGCUCAUAUUGGAGGAAUAAACAUCGUCCUGUUGGAAGGAGUCACUCCUGACAUCCAGACCGUGGUCAAAUGCAACAUUGCCAAGUCUCAGGCCUUGUACAGCGCACAGCGAGGGUUGAAGUCCAACAACGCAGCCGUGUUCAAAGUGGGGGCGAUCAUGAUCAACAUCCCCCAGCACCCGGCCACGUUACACGGCAUGAUGGUCCGCAGCUCUCACCAGCUCUCCAAACAGAUCUCUGACCUCAUUCGCCAGCCUUCCAACACCCAGCCCCCCAACAGAGAGGACACCCCCACCCCACAGCCCUCUGACAAGGCCUCCAGCAUCAAUCAGACCCCAGUGGAGGCCAACGAGUUCCCCCAGCUUCCUGAAGGUCUGGAAAAGAAGCCCAUCGUCCUGAAGUUCAGCGCCAUGAUGGACGGCAUCACCAUCGGAGCUGCCCUCCUGCCCUCACUGAAGGCCGAGUACAAAAUGGGCCGAAUGAAGAGUCACGGCAUGACGGGAGCUCAAACCAGUUUCACCUUCGAGUUACCAAACCACAAGCUCUGCUUCCAAUCUAAAGUGUCUCCAGUGGACGUGUCUGCCAUGCCCCCGUCAGCCAGCCUGACCCUGCCCCCGGUCACCAUGUCGGGGGAGUACAUCAUGGAGGAGCACGAGAGCCACUCCGAUCAGGGCUGGGCUACGGACGACUUCCCGUCCAAGCAGGGGAAUUACCUGCAGGGCAACUACCUGCGCUGUGUGGCAGAGAUAGGCUCCUUUGAACACAACCUGACCACAGAUCUGCUCAACCACCUGGUCUUCCUGCAGAAGGUCUUCAUGAAGGAAGUCAACGAGGUCAUUCAGAAGGUGUCAGGUGGAGAACAACCCAUCCCACUGUGGAACGAGCACGAUACUUCGACUGACGCAGACAAACCCAAGAUCCUGCUGUAUUCACUCAGCCUCAGAUUUAAGGGGAUCCAGAUGACAGCGACCACGCCCUCCAUGAGAGCUGUCCGCUUUGAGACCGGUCUGAUCGAGUUGGAGCUGUCCAACAGAAUCCAGUGCAAGGCUCAGGGGGGGGGCAGCAGCAGUUACCUCAAACUGUUUGGCAAAUGUCAAGUGGACCUGAACCUGGCCCUGGGACAGAUAGUCAAACACCAGGUUUACGAAGAGGCCGGCUCAGACUUUCACCAGGUGGCGUACUUCCGGACUCGGAUUGGUCUUCGUAACGCUCUGCAGGAGGAGAUCAGCGGCUCCUCUGACAAAGAAGCCGUCCUCAUCACACUCAACAGGCCCAUCGUCUUCGCCCAACCGGUGGCCUUUGACCGAGCUGUGCUCUUCUGGCUGAAUUACAAAGCAGCUUAUGACAACUGGAACGAACAGCGCUUGGCCUUGAACAAAGACAUCCACGUGGCCACCAAGGAGGUGGUGGACAAACUGCCAGGCAUCCAGCAGACCUCCUCCCAGGCCUUCAGCACUCUGUUCCUGCAGCUGACGGUCGACGACCUGGGCAUCUGUCUGCCCAUCACCAGCACGUCGCAGGCCAAUCACACCAUAGAUUUCGACACUGGUUCGGCACUGGUCCUGACCAUCGAGAGCACACUCAUCACUGCCUGUUCAUCUGAGUCUCUCGUGAGCAAAGGUCAUUUUAAGAACUUCUGUAUUCGCUUCGCUGAGGGCUUCGAAACAUCCUGGGACGACUGGAAGCCGGAGGUCCGAGGAGAUCUGGUCAUGAACGCAUGUGUGGUACCUGAUGGUACAUACGAAGUUUGCUCCAGAACAACAGGUCAACCUUCUGCAGAGAGCAGCAGUGCCGGCACCUGGACUCUGAAUGUGCUCUGGAAGAUGUGCGGCAUUGACGUUCACAUGGAUCCUAACAUCGGCAAGAGGCUGAAUGCGCUCGGGAACACGUUGACGUCACUGACCGGCGAGGAGGACACGGACGACAUCGCUGACCUCAACUCUGUCAACAUGGCCGACCUGUCGGAUGAGGAUGAGGUUGACACCAUGUCACCGACCAUCCACAUGGAGACCAUUGACCCCAGAAGGCAAAUGAUGAUGGGGAACCAGGUGAUGGACGCCAGGGGGAGGAAAGUUUCCAAGAGGGUGGUGGACAUCAGAGAGCUGAACGAACAGGCCAAGGUCAUCGACGACCUGAAGAAGUUGGGGGCCAGUGAAGGCACCAUCAACCAGGAGAUUCAGCGGUACCAGCAGUUGGAGUCAGUGGCGGUCAAUGACAUCAGGAGAGACGUGAGGAAAAAACUGCGCCGCUCUAGUAUGAGGGCUGCCUCUCUGAAGGACAAGUGGGGUCUGGGCUACAAACCCAGCUACAACCGUUCUAAAAGCAUCUCGGCUCCUACAGGCCGUCCUCCUCUGAAGAGGAUGGAGAGGCAGAGUUCCAGAAUAGGUGAAGUGGAUGAUUUGUCAGACGUCCGUGUUGUAGCGUCCUCUCCUGGACCACGUGUGACCUUCAACAUCCAGGACACGUUCCCCGAGGAGACAAACGUGGACCUGUGGUCAUCUACCGUUGACCAGCCAUCUCUUCUUCUUCUUCAUCGUCACCCUCAUCUUCAUUCUCCAUCCACCUCUGAGGGCCAACACUCAGUUUUCAGUGCCCCCUGCACCCCUGCUGUCUUUUCACCUGCACUUCCCUUCCAGCACGACGACAUCAGACGUGACGACUUGUCCUCAUCGUCCUCCGAAGACUCGGAGAAGGAAGACGAAUUUGAACGUGAGAGACCUCCGACCCUCAGAAGGCCUUUCCACAUGCCCCACAGGAAGUCCUCGGGCUUCUCUGCAGUGAGUCAGCUCUUCAGCGAGCGCUGGCCCAGCACACCCGCCAACCGCAGCUUCAGUGGGUCGGCCACCGAGAGGAACAUCGACUUUGAGCUGGACGUUCGUGUGGAGAUCGACAGUGGGAAGUGUGUCCUCCAUCCCACUACCCAGCAGCCCGAGCAUGAGGACGUUUCUCUGAGAAGGAGCUGUGAGCGCAGCUUAAGAAGUCUAGACCAAGACUCCCCCCCCAAGAAGAAGAAGCUGCAGCCCACCUACAUGUCCACCACCCACCUCUUAGCUGGGAAGAAAUGUCCCUUCACCCUGCAGACCAAAUGUAAUGACAUGGAGACCACUGUCUUCUACAUUCCAGGAGUGGACGUCAAGUUGCACUACAACUCCAAGACCCUGAAGACAGAGUCACCCAGCGCCUCCCGCGGCUCCUCCCUCCCUCGCACGCUCUCCAAAGAGUCCAAACUGUAUGGUAUGAAAGAUAGUGGCCCCUCCAAUCCUCCCACUGCUGCCCAAAGCAGGAUUAACUCCCUCCUACCUCCCCCACCCCCACCUAUUCCAUCAGCCAAGGCUAAGGCCAGUGGAGCGAUGAAAACAGCCAAGCUGUACGCAUGGGUGGCACUGCAGACUCUGCCGGAGGAGAUGGUCAUCAGCCCCUGUCUGCUGGACUUCCUGGAAAAGGCCCUGGAGACCAUCCCCAUAACUCCAGUGGAGAGGAACUACUCUGAUGUGGCGUCUCAGGAGGAGGACAUGGGUCAGUUUGAUCCGGUGGAGCAGCUGGAGGAGUCCACCACCUCCCUGGUCUCCUCCUCCACCUCAGCUUAUUCCUCCUUCCCUGUGGACGUGGUAGUUUAUGUCAGAGUCCAGCCGUCCCAGAUCCGCUUUAGCUGCCUGCCCAUGUCCAGAGUGGAAUGUAUGUUAAAACUGCCUUCUUUGGACCUGGUCUUCUCCUCCAACCGUGGUGAACUGGAGACCCCAACAGGGACCCAACCCACGGAGGGAUCACACCCACCAUCCUCCACCCCACCUGGGCAGCACAUCCCUAAAAUACCUCCCAGCAAAGCGUCUCCAUUACUAGGAAGCCCUUUAGGCAGGAGCCGACACAGCAGCAGCCAGUCCGACCUCUCUGGUCCUCCCAGCAACUCUUCUGGCCUCAGCUUCACUGCCUGCAUGUCCGACUUUUCCCUCUUCGUCUUCCACCCUUAUGGAGCGGGGAAACAGAAGUCUGCGGUCACGGGGCUGCCCCCCGGCUCGGGGCCUCUAGGAACAGUGGAUGAAGAACCGUCCUCAGUCACAGGAAGGAAGGACUCUCUCAGUAUUAACCUGGAGUUUGUUAAGGUCAGCUUGUCCAGGAUUCGCAGAGCUGGACCCCCCACCUUUAUUGAAAACCUUGUUCCGAUCAAGGGGGGCAAAGUGGACACCACCCUGAUCAACAUCUCAGCUGUGUGUGACAUUGGCUCCGCCUCCUUCAAGUAUGACAUGAGGCGACUGAGCGAGAUCCUGGCGUUCCCCAGAGCCUGGUACAGACGCAGUAUAGCCAGACGCCUCUUUCUGGGAGACCAGACCAUCAACCUACCAGCUUCUGGACCUGCCACACCGGACUCGGCAGAGAACGUCACCCAACAUUUGUCCCCUGAGUCCAGCAGAAAGGCCUAUUGGAGGACGUGGGACGGCAGCACUGGGACACAGCACGCCCCCCCCCAGUCUCCCAACGUCUUUUCCGAUCACUCCAGUGGAGUCAACGUGUCUCCUGGUGGACUGGGCCACAUCAAAUCCCCCGCGUCUGGUCGAACACGGAGUGUGUCUGAUUCUUCUGCCCCCAGGAGAGAUUCUGUGACAAAAACAUCCACACCAUCAUUUGGUAAAAAUGGCAAAGCUGGACAGCAGGGGGCGCCAUGGGAGACAUUAGUUGUGUUUGCAAUCAACUUGAAACAACUCACUGUUCAGAUGAACAUGAGCAACGUGAUGGGAAACAACACCUGGACCACCAGUGGCCUCAAGAGUCAAGGCCGACUCUCUGUGGGGAGCAACCGGGACCGGGAGAUCAGCAUGUCCAUCGGACUGGGACGCUCCAAGCUGGACUCCAAGGGCGGUGUGGUGGGGGGCAACAUAGACGUGAACACCCUGGAGAUGGUCUCCCACAUCUCUGAGCAUCCAAACCAGCAACCCAGCCAUAAGAUCCAGAUCACCAUGGGCUCCACAGAGGCCCGCGUGGACUACAUGGGCUCCAGCAUCCUAAUGGGCGUGUUCAGUAACGCUGACCUGAAGCUGGAGGAUGAAUGGAAGGUCAACCUGUGCACCACUGACAACAGCCUAUCAGAGAAGAGUGUAAUCUUCGUCCACGGAGACCUGCAGUGGGACAUUUUCCAGGUCAUCAUUUCCCGCUCCACCACUCCAGACCUCAUCAAGAUCGGCAUGAAGCUGCAGGAGUUUUUCACUCAGCAGUUCGACACCAGCAAACGUGCCCUCUCCACCUGGGGGCCCGGGCCCUACCUGCCCCCCAAAACACCCGUCAUCAACAGUGAGAAAGGAGCUGAGCUGUACAUGGAUGCUGCCCACCACCGACACUGGCCGGGGGUGCUGAAGGUCAUCUCCGGCUGCCACAUCUCACUCUUCCAGAUGCCUCUGCCUGAGAACGCCGUGCAGCUGGGCGGUUCCAUGAGCCUUCAUGGUAAUCACAUGACCCUGGCCUGCUUCCACGGCCCCAACUUUCGCUCUAAAUCCUGGGCUCUGUUCCACCUGGAGGAGCCCAACAUUGCAUUUCUGACUGAAGCUCAGAAGAUCUGUGAAGACGGUUCCAAGCAGGUUUCCACCUACGUGGUCCAGACUCUGGACUUUCACCUUGGUCACAACACCAUGGUCACUAAACCAUGUGGGGCGCUGGAGAGUCCAAUGGCCACCAUAACCAAAAUAACUCGCCGACGGCACGAAAACCCUCCACCGGGUGUUGCUACAGUCAAAGAGUGGUUCAACUAUGUCACUGCCAUGAGGAACGAAGAGCUCAACUUGCUCAGAAACGUGGAGGCCAACAACCAGGAGGGCGGCGCCGCUGCCAAGAGCUCCAGUCUGCUGAGCAGCUUCCGCAGCUCUCCCAGCUACAACCAUGAGACGGAGACCAUAUUUGCUCUGCCCAGGAUGCAGCUGGACUUCAAGUCCAUCCACGUCCAGGACCCAGAAGAACCUUCUCUCACAGACUCCAACAACAAACCAAAGGUGGAGUGCAGCGUGGUGACAGAAUUCACCGACCACAUCUGUGUCACCAUGGACGCUGAGCUCAUCAUGUUCCUCCACGACCUGGUCUCUGCCUACCUGAAGGAGAAGGAGAAAGCCCUGUUUGCUCCCCGGAUGUUUGCAGCCCGUCCGGGCCAGAAGAGUCCGACUGCCCUUCACAACAACAGCAGCAGCAGCAGCAGCACAGACUCAGACAAAGACAGGGAGGAGAACAUCAACUACACCACCGUGGACUGGAGGGAGUUCAUGUGUAACACCUGGCACCUGGAGCCCACCCUCAGACUCAUCUCCUGGACCGGCCGUAAGAUCGACCCAGUGGGCGUGGACUACAUCCUGCAGAAACUGGGCUUCCAUCACGCCAGGACUACAAUCCCCAAGUGGCUACAGAGAGGUGUGAUGGACCCCCUGGACAAGGUUCUGUCAGUGCUCAUCAAGAAGCUGGGCACGGCCCUGCAAGACGAGAAGGAGCGGAAGGGCCGUGACAAGGAGGAGCACUGAGGAGAACCUUGGUGGAACCUUAGUAGAACCACUGUCAUUAAAGCUGUGCAAACACUACGUUCUCUACACUGGAAUACAACAAGUACUACUGCAACACACACACACACACACACACACACACACACACACGAGCGCAUGGUCACUGCUCAACCCUGGGAAGGUCACUGUGGCACCACAGUCAGCAGGGGGCAGCGGGGAGUGGGGACGGGGCCAUGCUCAGUGCACCUCGGUGGAGUAGUGGACUCGAACCUGAAACCUUCCAGACCUAAGUCUGCUUCCUCAACCACUAAGGCACCACUGCCCGUGGGUCUCCAGUGACGGCCUUGGUUCCGACUGAAACACUCUGCACCUCUGCCCGUGUCUGUGACUGGUUCAACUUUGACCCUAUGACCCCUGUUGUCAGUGACCUCAGUGACCUCAGUGAAACGGCUUCAAGGUUGUUGUUUUUUUUUUUUGUUUGUUUUUUUUAGGUCAACUGAUUUUUUUGAGGACCUUUUUGAAACUUGUUUUUGUUUCCCAUAGAACAGGUGGUGGAACAGUGUGAUGGUUCUUUAAAGAACAGUGUGAUGUCACUGUAGGACACACCUGAUAAAUCUACACACUGUUCCUUUAAGGACAUGACUUUGACCUCUUGACCUCCUCAUUCCUGGGCCUCCAUCUUGUCGUCGUCUUUUCUAAUCCAUAGUAGCUGUGUACAGAAAUGAAUUUCUAAAUGUCUUGAUUUCUUAACUUAAUAAUAAAAGAAUUGACCUUUGAUUUUACACAAGUC